AGUUGCGCCAAAGGCGCGAACACUAUCAACAAAGAUCACAAUUUAUAUAUCUAAACUAUUACGAUUAAAUUGUUUUAAAAUGUAUGUCAGUUAGUUAAACCCAUAUCUCGGGACUGUUGGUUGGACUGUUGGUUUACGAUAACAUGAGCAGUGGUAGUUUUUGGAUGUUUUUAUGUUGUAACUGAGCUACAUGCAGGUUUGAACGUUAGCUCGCAAGUUUAUGUUGCGCAGCUAACAUAAAGUCAGUGUAGGCUUUCUAAAAAGUGACAACAGACUCGCUGAUAAGCCGCACUAAGGUAAAACUAGCUUCAUAUGACUAAUCAGAGUUUAUACUGAUUCCCGUCGGAAUACACAGACUGUCUUUACUGGCGCUCUUGAGCUCUUCUAUUAAAGGGUCACCAUGUCUAAGGCAGAAAAAGUAGCCUUCAUUGUGAAGUUUGUGGAAAGUGAAGGAUCAAAAAAAGACUGUGCUGCCAAAGCUUAUGAGACCAUUUUGGAGCUGCAAUCUGAAAAAUAUUUGAAAACCAUCACAGAAGAUGAUGUUUUGCGCAUGGAUAAGAAGGACAAGUCUCUGUUUGUGUUCACCAGUUUUACAUCUCCAGCCUUUCUUCACUGCAAGAAGCUUGGUUGCAGAAUAGUGAGUCCACUGGUGGUGUUGUACUGCCUGCAGCAACAGCGUUGUGUCCCCAAAGCAGAGAAGCCUGUCUAUAACAUGGCCAUGGCUGAUGUCACCAUUUGCUGCACCAGUAUGGACAGAGCAAUACGGGAAGAGCUGAUGGAUCUGGUGCAGCUCAUGGGUGGAUGGGCCUAUUCGGAUCUAAACGUAUCUGUUACACACCUGAUUGCAGAAGAGGUGGGCAGUAAAAAGUACCUGGUAGCAGCCAGCCUCAGUAAACCCAUCCUGUUGCCUACGUGGGUUAAAGCCUGCUGGGAGAAAUCACAGGAUAGUCUUUUCAGAUAUACAGACCUGCCCUUAGAGGACUACCUUUGCCCUGUGCUGCGUGGCUGUAGUGUUUGUGUGACAGGUCUGUCCAGCACAGAACGCAAAGAAGUACAAAGACUUUGUGAGCAGCAUGGGGCCAACUACACCGGUCAGCUCAAAAUGAAUGAGUGUACACACCUCAUUGUUAAUGAACCAACAGGUCAGAAGUACGAGUGUGCUCGGAAGUGGAAUGUGUAUUGCGUGUCUUUGCACUGGCUCUUUGACAGCAUAGUGAAGGGCUACUGUCAAGAUGAGAGCAGGUACACUGUGGAGCGCAAUGCUUCAAAAACCACUCGACCACACACUUCCACACCUACUGCUACCAGCAAGAAGGAUGAGGGUCCGUCACUGUUGGGCUUGAGCAACAUUUCUGUGAACACUAGCAGAACAAUAAACGACACGGCUCUCACCAAUAACAGCACUGUCAGCCACCUGGAAGCUCCAGACCCCAUAGAGAGUCUGGAUCUUACUGUGUGCCCUGCUGAUGAUUUAUUGGAUGGCUGUAAGCUGUAUCUGUGUGGCCUGCCAGGGAAUAAACUGGAGAAGUUACGGCGUCUUGUAAAUGCUGCAGGAGGUCUGCGCUUCAACCAACCCAGUGAGGAGCUCUCUCAUGUGGUCAUGGGCGAGCUGGACCAGGACCUCAAUAAUUUUCUUUCCAAAGCAACUCACAGGCCCCAUGUAGUAACAGUAAAGUGGCUAAUAGACAGCUUCUCAAAGGGCACUCUGCUCCCAGAAGCCAGCUACCUCCACCCUGACUGUCUGCCUCCUGCUCCAGCUGAUGUAGUGGUGCCGGGUUACCACACUCCCAAAUCCCGGAUCUCAACUGGUCCACCUGCUGGCAGCCCGAGCACUCCGGGGAGAAAGAAAGCAGACGAGGAUCUACUGUCACAGUACAUGGAUGAUGACCCUACAGUGAUUGAUAUGCCGCCUCCACCACCAGCAGAGAGUAAAAGCAGGAAGUCCAUUAGUACAACUGCAGAGCUCCAACCUGAAUCCUGGGUACCAAACCGCACUAAUGGGACAGAAUCCACCCUGCAGGAAGCCAGCGAGGCAGGACUGUUUUUCGGGAAACGUUUCCUUCUUGUGGGGUUUGGUACGGAGGCAGAGACACAGCUCUCUCUGCUGGUGACAGAACAUGGAGGCAAAGUGCUGAUGGGCCGCUCCCGGGUUGUCGCAGACUAUGCUGUGGUCCCUCUCUUGGGGUGCUCAGUGGAGGCCACAGUGGAAGAGGUGGUCACUGAUACCUGGCUGGUCAUGUGUGUGGAGAAGGAGUGUGUCCUGCAGCUGUCCUCCCACCCUUUGUUCACUCCUGUCCCAGUGAUGGACGGACAGUUUCCUCUCAAAGAUUGCGUCCUCUCUGUCAGCCAGUUCACCGGAGCAGAGAGGGAGUCUUUGGUGGAGCUUGCCAAGCACCUUGGAGCCGACGUCCAGGAUUAUUUUGUGCGCCUGGCCAACCAGAAGAAAGGCAUGCUGGCCAGCACGCAUCUGGUGCUGCAGAGCCCCGAGGGCACAAAGUACCAGGCAGCAAAGAAGUGGGGGCUUCCUGCUGUUACCAUGCACUGGAUACUAGAGUCUGCUCGAACUGGGAAGAGAGCAGAGGAGGGAAGAUUUUUAGUUGAUCUGCCACCCUCACCAGAGAGGGAUGAAGAGAGUUUUGUAGGUGGUUCGCAGAAACAGAUUAUGCCUCCAGCGGCUCGUUCCUCUCCAGAAAUCCCUUUGUUGGGUCCCCGGAGCGGUAAGGCUGUCACUCCUCUGGAUUUAGGCCGCUUUCAGAGCAAAGUGUUCCGAUCUGUUUUGGAUGAGAUGAAGCCCAAAGAGGACAUCAGCACCCCAAAACAAAACCAGGAGGGUGGCAGAAGGAACCCACUACAGAACGAGGCCUCCCUGCAGCUGGACACCCCUUCUCGUUUCCUCAACCGAGACCAGCUCUUCAGACCCUCUUUUAAUGUCAAGGAUGCACUUGGAACUAUGGAAACUCCGGGUGGGGCAUCGAAACCAGGGAAGAGGAUUGAGACUCCACUCACUGAUGUCAUCAACAGGAACCUGAAAGUAGCGCUGGCUAAUAGCACCCGCAAUAAUGUCUCAGAGAUGCAAGCAGUCUCUGCCAGUCCCCAGCUUGCAAAGACAGCUGAGAAGGAGAGUCCACGAAAAGAAGCCGGGCCCCUGAAUGGUGUUGUGGUCUGCGUGGGAAAGAAACUGAGCAAAAUGCAGAGUGAACUAAACGCCAUCGCUGCCUCGCUUGGAGCCGACUUCAGGUGGGCUUGUGACGAUACAGUAACACACUACAUUUACCAGGGCCGUGUGGGGGACAACACCCGGGAAUACAGAGGAGUGAAGGAGAGAGGGCUCCAUGUGGUCUCCCAGUACUGGUUGCAGGCGUGCGCUGAUGAGCAAAGGCACGUCCCGGAGUCUCUCUAUCCUUUCACCUACAACCCUAAGAUGAGUUUAAACCUGAGCCAGGUGCCCAGCAACUCUCAGAGGUCACCACCUGUAACACGAACACAACGCAAAGACAUCAGGGAGACGAAGGAAGACGAGUUUGUGCACAAUCCCACACAAGAAGCUGCAACCCAACGCCGUGUGAGUGAUGGAAGCACAGACCAAGAAGAGAUGAAUGAUAGCACAGAAAGGAGGGAAACGCUAGAGAUGAGAGAGAACCUGCAAAGACAACUGCAGGAGAUCAUGUCAGCCACUAAACUGACGACAGGGAGGCGUACCUCAGUCAGGCUCGCUAGGAUGGGAUCCGGAGGGGCAGACUUGGGCCCCCACACACCCGAAGGGAGCAGAGUUGGACGGAGCGGUAAUAGACGGACUCUAGAAGCUCUGAGGGUUCCUCGAGAAGCGGCUAUGGACAUGAACACAGAGCCAUCCCAGAGUGAACAGAUAGUUUGGGAUGACCCCACAGCCAGAGAAGAGAGGGCCAAGCUCGCUGAUAAUUUACAGUGGCCUGGAAGCCCAUCGCAGCACUCUGAGCCCCUCGCUCCUCCUCCAACUGCAGACAGCGGACCACAGCUAAGGGACUCCAUGACGGACUCAGAGCUGGUAGAGAUGGCUGCUUGUGACGUCAUUGAGCAGCACAUGAACAAGAAAGUCCUGACGCCUCCUCCCGAGGAGCCAGAGAAUGACGUCCUCACUCCUAAAGCUCCCAGCAUUGCUUUUCCUCUCGCCAACCCCGCAGUAGCACCAGAACCACAGGAGAAGAAGGAAGAAAAACAACCUCCCAGAUUUCAGCUGUCCUCCCUCAGCCCCCAGGAGCGCAUUGAUUACAGUCACCUCAUAGAGGAGCUUGGUGGUGUAGUCUUGGAUAAGCAGUCUUUUGACCCCAGCUGCACACACAUCAUCGUCGGGACACCCCUGCGUAAUGAGAAGUACCUGGCAGCGAUGGCAGCUGGGAAAUGGAUCCUGCACCGCUCGUACCUGGAGGCGUGCCGCUCUGUGGGUCUCUUCAUUCAGGAGGAGGAGUUUGAGUGGGGCAAUAGCUCCAUCCUUGACGCAUUGCCCUCCAUCACCUCCCAACAAAAGAGACUAGCGUUAGCCGGCAUGCGCUGGAGAAAAAGCCUGCAGGGUCACUCUGAACACGAGGGCGCCUUCAGUGGAUGGACAGUCAUGCUGAACAUCGACCAGAGCAGAGAAUCGGGAUUCAGGCGGUUGCUGCAGUCUGGCGGGGCGAAGGUCCUUCCUGGUCCCUCCCCAUCCAUGUACAAAGAGGCCACACAUCUUUUUGCAGACUUCAGUCGACUCAAACCCGGAGACUUCAGAGUUGAUGUUUUAGAGGCUACCUCACAAGGAGUCACAUGCCUGAAGCCAGAAUACAUUGCAGACUAUCUCAUGCAGGAGCCAACACCACCCAUCGAGCUGUACCACCUGACUGAAGCUCCCUCUGAAGAAGCUCCAGGCACACCGUCACGUAAACGUAAAGCAGCAGCAGAGACCUCCAGGCUGAAAAAGAGCCGUGUGAACUGAAGUUAAAUAUCUUAAAUAUUUUCAACAAUGUGAACAUGAUUGUAAAAAAAAAAAAUCCCUAUUUUUUUAUGACCUGUAUGAAAAUAAAAUAAAUGUAGCACCUGUAUUGUAAUACUGCAUUUUUCAUAGAGCGCCCUGGAGCUGCUGCUUGCACCGAGAGACUCUGCUUGUGAUGGAUGAGUUAAUGAACGUCUGCAGAAAAUGUUGAGUCACGUUUUGUAAUUGCAUGCGAUGCUACUCUCUGGCCUGUAGAGGGCAGUAGUGUGUCAGUGCAUGCCUCAGGUCUGAUUUCUCAGCAGCAGAAUGUAAACUCAAGUCUCCCAAGUGCUGUUUUAACAUUUAUAUAUUUAAUAACUUUACUUAUUGUUUAGGAUUUUUUUGGGGGGGUUAACCAAGCCUUCUAUGAUUUUUUUUUUCCAAAUGUCCUGUUAUAAGUGUGUGUUGUUAACUUUCUUUCUUUUGCAAAAUAAAACCUGCCUGUGUAUUUAUUGAGAAAUCA
Messenger RNA from Maylandia zebra (zebra mbuna), 5444 nucleotides. RefSeq names its product DNA topoisomerase II binding protein 1 (gene topbp1). NCBI's taxonomy places the organism in Eukaryota, Metazoa, Chordata, Actinopteri, Cichliformes, Cichlidae. The record is from RefSeq and is a predicted model, not a curated record. Gene Ontology annotation, biological process: mitotic DNA replication checkpoint signaling; DNA replication initiation; mitotic G2 DNA damage checkpoint signaling.